ACAAAACCCAACACACUCGUGUCGUCUCGUAUAAACAAACAACUGCCGCCGCAGCCUGUCUCACUGGCCACUCGCAAAGUCGCAAUUGUACGUCCGCGUUUAGCAUAGACACGUACGCCAUCCGUACUCAGUCGCACGUUACAGUUAUUGUUUUUCAAACAUCAACGAGUUCAUCACCGGACCGCUUCCCGGUCAUAGACGAUCAACCGUAAAUAAUUGUGUUCGAGGUGCGUCUGACGAAGAGCGCCGCCAGAACUUGGACGACGAUCACCACAUCGUAACACAACCACCGUCGCCGUCACACAGUCACCAUUACCGCCGCGAUGUCCGAAGUGGCCGCCGAGAACAACGUACCCGUUCAGGAAGGUGAGAAGCGUGGUCGAAAAAGAAAUACAGGAAGUCGUUCAAAUGCAACUAGUGCAACUUAUGCGGAAGCUGAACUGAUAACCAAGGGAUUGAUCAAUACUGAUGAUGUUGAUGGAAGGAGAACGACCAGAUCCUCUACACGAGGUUCAACUGCAGCUUCAAAGUUGAAAAGUGAACCUCCAGCUAAAAAAGAGAAAAAAGUACCAGCUGUUAAAGGCAAACGUGGAAGGCCAAAGGCAGUCUCAAAAGAAGAAAGUGAAGAAGUUGUAUCAGCUGAAGAAAACGGUAUUGCUGAUAAUGAUGUUGACUCGAAAGCUGACAAGGGUGGAAGUUCCACAGAAGAAGAAGUGGAUUCAAAAACUGAAGAUAAAAUUGAGAAUGGAAAUUCAUCUGCUGAAGAAGAGAAGAAAGUUGAAGAGAAAAAGGAAUCAACCGUUGAAUCUGAUAAGCCUGCAGUAACAGAGGAAAAAAAAGAGUCUUCAAGCCCGUAAAAUACGAAUCAAAAUGCUAAAAUACUUUAGUGUUUAAAAUGUUUAGUGUUAAGCAAGAUAUUUAAUACUUAAAUUUAUUCUGAUAGUUAUUAUCAUGAUUUUGGUACAAGUUUAUUUUAAUUUAGUAACUACACAUUUUUUUUAUAACUAGCCUAUCCUGAUGAUAGGCUUUGAUUUAAUUCUGGACAAUUGAAUGAAUUUCUCAUCCCAUGUAAUAAAAAUAGUUCGCAAACACUUUUCACAUAAAAAAAUAAAAAAUGCAUACUGAUGAUUAUGUUACCAUUAUGUGUAUUGUCAUUAUUGGCAAACUUCCUAUCAAAGUUAUUUUGUAUUGGAUUUAAUCUGUCCGAUUAAUAUAAAUAAUUUGUAAUUCACAAUAAUAUUUACUUAUAUCUUUGUAUGUAACAAAAAAAAUUUAUUUCAAAUAAAAUAGAUAAUUUUGUUUAAUAUAAUGUUGACUUUAAACAUAUAAAUAUAUAUGAUUAUUUAUUUCAAAGGAAAUUCAAAUUUAUAUUUUUAUGUUUUUGUGAAAAGAAAUGUAAUUAAGUUGUGCGGAUGAAAAAAAUUCUAAAUAUUUUGCAUGCGUUCAAUAAAAAAAUUAAAAAUAUCUAUUUAUAUAUUACAAUAUACUUAAUACAUAAUAAUAGUACUUUUAAGUCAUUUGUAGAGAAGCAAUCAAAUUGGUCGUAUGUUUUUCAGGUCAGUUCAAAUUGUUCUGUAGACAUUACAUAUUAUGAAGAUUCCUAAUUAGGUAUAUAUGAAAUAUAUAUUUUAUAGGUAUUAAUAUGAUCAAUUAAGUGGCAUGAUUUAUUAAAAGAAAAUUGUUAAAUGCCGUCUACUAUCAUAAAUAGAAUAAUUAAUUUUUUAAAACUACUGUUCUCACUACGUUUACACUUCUAUACAUUUCUUUUUAUAGCGUUAAAAACGAUAUAUAUAUAUACAUAUAAUGUAUUGUUUUACUACAUAUAUUUAUAUUUAUUUUAAUAUAUAUAAUCUGCAUAUAUAGGAUGUAAAUUACUAUUGUGAAUAAGAUAUUAUUAUUUUAAUAUAAAUAUACUAUUAAGUACACUAAUGUAUUUUUACGGCACAACACAGCAAUAUUAAAUUGAAAAUAUUGUAUAAAAGUUGUCAUUUUUUAUUUUACCUAUGCAUAUAUUAUAUUAUAUAAUUUUGAUUUUAUUUUUCAAAUUGUUUUUUUCUAAACGAAAAUAAGUGAUUGCGUUCAAUUAGUAUUUGUAAUUUUUUUGUGGUAUGAUUUUUUUUGUUUUUAAUUUUUUUAUAACCAGAGCCAAAUAUGUCUUCAGAUGUUAAUAUAUGCACGGGAACUUCUAGUAAAA
This is a messenger RNA of Myzus persicae (green peach aphid), 2194 nucleotides long. RefSeq names its product nucleolin 2-like. Lineage: Eukaryota; Metazoa; Arthropoda; Insecta; Hemiptera; Aphididae. The coding region runs from base 324 to 857 and encodes 177 amino acids. The record is from RefSeq and is a predicted model, not a curated record. The transcript has 5 exons.